AUAAGCGUAUUUUUCCCAGCAGCCCUCAGGGCUCGGAUCGGCGGCAUUUGUAAGCGGUGUUAUUCUGCGUCCGGCAAGAUGGCGGCUGUUCUGCAGCAAGUGCUGGAGAAGGCCGAGUUGGCCAAGCUUCCCAAAGCCGUGCAGGGGAAGCUGGAGCGGUUUUUGGCGGAGCAGCAGACCGAGAUCGAUCAGAUGAAGUCCAGGCACGAGAAGUACAGAGUGGACUGUGACCAGCAGAAUUUUGAAAUUGAGAAGCGCCUAGCACAAAGUCAAGAACGUCUUGUAUCUGAAUCACAAGAAUGUCAGAGUCUGAAGGAGCAACUCAAUAUGAAAUGUGACGAACAAAAAGAAUUGAAUGAGAAAAUGAAAGAUCUUGAGACGUCCAAUGUCCGCCUAGUGGCCUUACAGAGUCAGCUAACAAGAGCCAAAGAUUCUGUUGAUGCUGAAAAGAGAGAUUUAGUUCGGACAAAUGAGCGCCGGGCCCAAGAGCUGGAACAUCUUAAUGAUGACAUAAAACGUCUUAAUGAAAAACUGAAAGAUGCCACUGCUGCAAAGAUAGAUCUGCAGUUAAAGCUGGAUGAGUUACAGUCCUCAGAAGUGUCUAUCAAAUAUCGUGAGAAGCGCUUGGAGCAAGAAAAGGAACUUAUGCAAACCCAGAACACUUGGCUGAACAAUGAACUGCGAUCGAAAACCGAUGAACUUUUAUCCGUUCAGAGACAGAAGGGAAAUGAAAUCUUAGAACUUAAAGGAUCUCUGGAAAACAAAAAAGAUGAGGUUAUUCGACUAGAGGAACAGGUUAAAAGUCUGAAAGUAAGCAAUGAAAAACUACAAAAACAAGCUGAAGAUCAGAUGAUUAAACUCAAAGAGGCAAAGGAACAGCAAGGAAGUGUGGAAGAAAAGUUUCAUAAUGAACUCAAAGCGAAUAUUAAACUUUGUAAUCUCUACAAGAGUGCUGCUGAUGAUUCUGAGACCAAAAGUGUGGAAUUGACUCAGGCAGUGGAGGAACUGCAUAAACUCCUAAAAGAAGCCGGUGAUAAUAAUGCAUCGCUCCAGGAUCAGCUGGGAGAAAUGGAAGCUGCAAAAUGUCAAAUUGAGAAAGACCUUGGCGACAGAAUCUCUAAAUUGGAGCGAGAACUUGAAAAUGCUAAUGAUUUGCUUUCUUCCACCAAGCGGAAAGGUGUUAUGUUGACUGAAGAGGAAUUAACUGCUAUGUCCCCAACAGCUGCUGCUGUGGCAAAAGUUGUGAAGCCAGGCAUGAAAUUGACAGAGCUGUAUAAUGCAUACAUGGAAACUCAAGAUCAAUUGUUAAUAGAGAAGCAAGAAAAUAAAAGAAUUACAAAGUACUUGGAUGACAUAGUGAAGGAGGUGGAAGCUAAGGCACCCAUUCUGAAACGUCAGCGAGAAGAGUAUGAGCGUAUGCAGAAAACGGUGGCAAAUCUAUCUGCUAAGCUUGAACAAGCUAUGAAGGAAAUUCAGCGUCUGCAAAAUGAAACGGAUAAGGCAAACAAACUUUCCUCAGUGCUGGAAAAAGAAAACCAGAGGCUGGAGUUGCAAGUGAAAGAUCUUUCCCAACAGAUUAAAGUUUUGUUAAUUGAACUGGAGGAGGCCCGAGGAAACCAUGUUCACAGAGAUGACGAUGUCAGCUCUGCUAAUAUCAGCAGCUCUUCUGAAGUAAUAACGCAGCAUUUAGUCACUUUCCGAAACAUUGAUGAACUUCAGGAGCAGAACCAGAAACUCCUGGUUGCAUUGAGAGAGCUUGGGGAAGCUAAGGAAAAAGAAGAGCAAGAAGCUACUGCCGCACAACUUUCAGAUUUGAGACGUGAGCUUGAAAUGGCCCUUUCUGAAUUGGAGCAGCUUCGUGAGAACCGCCAACAUCAGAUGCACAUGGUGGAGUCUAUUGCACGUCAGCGAGACAUGUAUCGUAUACUAUUGGCGCAGACGACUGGAGUCACAAUGCCUGCAUCAGAUGAAGCAUCUAUGACGUCAACCCCAAGAAAAUCCCCUGGAGCAUCUCAACAUGCUUCCACUCCAGCUCCUGCCAGUUUGGUCUCUGAAUCUGUUGAAGCUACUGAAGCUAAAGCUGCACUUAAACAGCUAAAAGAAAUGUUUGAACAUUAUCGUAAAGAAAAAGCAGAAAAUGACAGAAUGCUCAAUGAACAGAAUGAGAAACUACAGGAGCAAGUUACUGAACUACGAUCUCAGAGCACAAAAAUUUCCACUCAGCUUGAAUUUGCUUCAAAACGAUAUGAAAUGCUACAGGAUAAUGUGGAAGGCUAUCGCCGUGAAGUAACCUCUUUGCAGGAAAAAUCCCAAAAGCUUUCUGCCACCACCCAAAAACAGGAACAGAUCAUAAACACUCUGACGCAGGAUUUGAGAGCAGCCAACGAAAAGCUAGCCAUUACUGAAGUAAGAGCAGAAAACUUAAAGCGGGAAAAGGAGCUUUUGAAGAUGACUGAAAAUAGACUUGCCCAAGAAAGAGAUUCCUUACUUGUUGAGCAAAGGGGUCAAAACUUGCUACUAACAAACCUCCAGACUAUUCAGGUCACCCUCGAAAGGUCUGAUGCAGAAAUUAGACAUAGAUAUACCAAUCAAAUAGAAAAGCUGGAGCAAGAGUUAACCCAAGUUAAGAAGAAAUUGGAGCAUGAAAUAGAACAGAAACACAUCACUGGUAAAAAUCAAGAUGUUCAGAUUUUGGACUUCAAAAGACAGUAUGAAACUGAAGUAAAUCUACACAGUAGUACAAAAGAACUUCUAAAAAAUUCACAGAAGGAAAUUUCGACACUGAAACAACAACUUGGUAAUUUUGAGGCACAGUUGGCAUCUCGCUCAAGCCAGUUGUCCUCCAGCAAAGAUACAGAUGACAAAGGUGAAGAUAUAGAAGAGCUAAAGACUAAGCUGCGACAGUCUGAAGAGUUAGUGAGUGACCUUAAGGAGAGGCUGAAAACUAGCACUAGUAAUGUGGAGCAAUACAGAGAGGUGGUGCUUGGCUUGGAAGAGUCUCUCAAUAAGGAGAAGCAGAUAACUGAAGAGGCGUGUAAAACCAUCGAAUUACGAAUGAAAGAGGCAGCCGAGUACCAGGCACAACUUGAGAAGAAAAUGAUGGAAGCAGAAAAAGAAAAACAAGAGCUUAGAGAUGAAAAGCACAAAGCUAUUGAAAACACGGAGCAGCAGCUUUCACAGCUCAGACAAAGUCUUUCCACGCUCCAAGGGGAAGUCCAGUCUGCUCUUCAAAGGGCCACUACUGCUACAAGCAAUGAGCAGAAAGCAAAACAGGAUUGCCAAGAGCAAGCAAGAAUUGCUGCUGAAGCGCAGAACAAAUAUGAACGUGAAUUAAUGUUGCAUGCAGCUGAUGUAGAAGCUCUUCAGGCAGCUAAAGAGCAAUUGACUAAUGCUGCUGCCACACGCCAGAAAACAGAGGAAGCAGCUCAGAAGGCAGAAGCCGAACUCUUAGAGUGCAGGGCAUCUUGGGAGGAGAGAGAACGUAUUCUAAAGGAUGAAGUUUCAAAGAAUCUUUCUCGGUGUGAAGAUUUGGAAAAGCAAAACAGGCUAUUACAUGACCAGAUAGAGAACCUCAGUAAAAAGAUGGUGACUUCUGUUCAACAAGGAGCUCUUAACGUGUCAUUAAGCGAAGAAGGAAAGUCCCAGGAUCAAGUUAUGGAAAUUCUCAGAUUUGUGAGACGAGAGAAAGAAAUUGCAGAGACAAGAUUUGAAGUGGCACAAGUUGAAUGUUUGAGAUACCGACAGCGCAUGGAGCAUAUGGAGAAAGAAAUUAAUGAGCUGCAGGACAGUUUGAAUGCGGAACGUGAGAAAGUUCAGGUAACUGCAAAAACUAUGGCCCAACACGAUGAACUAAUGAGAAAAACAGAAACUAUGAAUGUUUUAAUAGAGACAAACCGAUUGCUGAGGGAAGAUAAAGAGAAGUUGGAACAUAACUUGCAACAACUUCAAGCUAAGAUCAGGAAACUUGAGGCAAAUAUAUUACCACUGCAAGAAUCCAACUCUGAGUUGAGCGAGAAAAGUGGUAUGCUACAGGCAGAAAAGAAAUUGCUUGAGGAAGAUGUAAAACGCUGGAGGGCCCGAACACAGCACUUGCUGAACCAACAAAAAGAUACAGAUGUAGAAGAAAAUAAAAAGUUGCUUUCUGAACGAGAGGUUAAUGUUAAACGAAUUCAGCAACUAACUGAAGAGACUGGAAAGCUGAAGACUGAGAUUGCAAGGUUAAAUGCAUCUCUAAAUACAUGUCAGAGUCAGUGUCAGAAUGCAAAAGAAGAGACUGUAAAACUGAAGACUGAAAAGGAAAAUCUACAGAAGGAGCUUAAUGCUAAAGUAACAGAUAUACAAGAGAAGAUAAAAACAAUCACCCAGGUGAAGAAAAUAGGAAGGAGAUACAAAACACAGUAUGAAGAGUUAAAGGCUCAGCAUGAUAAGUUGGUCGCUGAAACUUCAACAGCCCAGGCAAAUCAGUCGGAAGAACGAGCGGCUCAAAAAGAGUUGCAAGAAUUGAGGGAUUCACGCGCACAAGCUGAAGUCAAACUGUCUGCUCUCGAAAGCCAGUUGGAGACUAUGCAGAAGACUAUUGAUGAAAAGGAAAAUGAAGUGAAAGCCCUACAGGAACAGAUUAUACAACUUCAGACAGAAUUAUCCAAAGUCCACAGAGACAUUCAAGACAAGACUGCACAAGAAGAGCAAAUGCGUCAGCUCAUGAAUGAAAAGGAAGAGAAAACCAAGAAAACUCUCCUUGGAGCCAAGCAGAAGCUUGCUCAACUUACUGCAUUAAAGGAGCAAUUAUCAAGUGAAAAGGAAGACUUGAAGCAGCGACUUAAUUCCCUUGAACAGCAGAAGGAAGAACUAGAUGUUAGAAUGAGCGCUUUGAAAUCACAGUACGAAGGGAGGAUCUGUCGCCUGGAGCGAGAGCUGCGUGAGCAGCAGGAACGGCACCAUGAGCAGAGAGAUGAGACUCAGGAGCCCUCAAAGGGGCCAGAGCAGAGACAAAUUACAGUUAAACCGACUGCUGCACCUGGUGAAAGGGGAAUGGCCAGUAUGACCGAACCACCAACUGCUAAUAUCAGGCCUACUCCAGUUGUGGCCACACCAAGUAAAGUGACAACAGCACAAAGACCACCAAGAGCUAGUAUUCGCCCUAUGGUCACCCCAGCUGUUGUCUCUACUCCAACAACUACCCCGACGGCUACGGUUAUGCCCACCACUCAAGUGGAGACACAAGAAGCAAUGCAGUCAGAAGGUCUUUUGGAGCAUGUUCCGGUAUUUGGAAGUACCAGUGGAUCUGUUCGUUCAACCAGCCCCAAUGUUCAGUCAUCACUCUCACAAGCCGUUCCAGCUGUCCAGCAGCAAACUGCUUUUGUCCAGCCCACCCAGCAGUCACAUGCUUCUAUAGAACCUUGCACUCCAGAACCCUCUGUGGACGUUGUCCAAAGCUCUCCUAUAGAGAGGCCGUCUACAUCUUCAUCAGUGUUUACCAACUCUUCAGCGACACCAAGCUCUUCUAUGUCGAAACGUCAACGAGAAGAAGGGGAAGAGACCUCUGUGGAGACCACAGAACAGUCCAUGGAGGAGCCUGACUUGCCUGUUAACAAAAAGCUGAGGACAAUCCAGAGAGUUGAACCAGAGGAGGAUGUUUUGGCGGAAGACAUUCCUGAGGCAGAAUCACACUCGUUUGAUCAAGAAUCCCAAGAGACGCUUGUACAGUCUGCUAGUUUGGAAUACCCACAGAUUCACGACAGUGAAGAGUCCUUACCACCCAUCAUGGAUAACACAACACAGGCUUCUGAUACAAGCCAAACUGUGCAGUCCUCUCAGGACUCAACGAAGCCUGAUGAUAUAAUUGUUAUAGAAAGUGAUGAGGAGGAGGAGGAGGAUAAUGAAGGGGAUCAGGAGGACAUGCAGGGUUAUGAAGAGGAUGAGGAGGAUGAAGAUGAUGAUGGUGGUAUGGGUGAAGAAGGCGAUGAGAGUAAUGGUGAAGAUGGUAGUGGUGAUGGCAAUGACGCCUAUGAAGGAGAAGAUGCUGCAGGUGCAGAAGGCACUGAUCCUGGUACAGAGACAGAGGAGAGUAUGGGUACUGGAGAUAUUGGCCAAAGACCUGCAGACUCUCAAAAUAGUGGUGAAGCUUCUACAGGGACUGCUGAAUCUUCACUUUCACAAGAAGCUAGGGAGCAACCAUCCUCAGCUUCUGACCGUCCAGGGCCUCGUCCUCCUCAGUCACCUCGUAGACCACCACAUUCUCUGCCUCCCCGUUUAACAAUCCAUGCACCUCCUCAAGAGCUUGGGCCACCAGCUCAGCGAAUUCAGAUGGCUCGAAGACAGUCAGUAGGCCGUGGUCUUCAACUUACUCCUGGCUUAGGUGGCAUGCAACACUUUUUUGAUGAUGAAGAUCGUACGGUGCCGAGCACGCCUACACUUGUUGUACCUCAUCGUACAGAUGGUUUUGCAGAGGCCAUUCACUCUCCCCAGGUAGCUGGAGUUCCUCGAUUCCGGUUUGGACCACCAGAAGAUAUGCCACAAGCCAGUUCUAGCCAUUCCGACCUUGGUCAGCUUGCAUCUCAGGGAGGCUUAGGAAUGUAUGAAACACCACUGUUUCUUGCUCAUGAGGAGGAGUCUGGUGGUCGCAGUGUCCCAACCACACCACUUCAAGUUGCAGCACCAGUUUCUGUUUUUGCCGAGAACCCUACAGCUGACACUUCAGACCAUGCAUCUCAGUCUGUUCCUAUGGUCACAACUUCCACUGGAAAUGUUUCUACAGCUGUUGAGUCUGGCACAGCAGAUGAAGGAGAUGAAGUUUUUGUUGAGGCGGAAUCUGAGGGAGUUGCUUCAGAAUCUACAUUAGAAAUGGAAACACGGCAAGAUCAAGAUCCUGUUCAACCUUCUGAGACUGACCUUCCUUCCACAAGCCAAGAUCCUCCUACGUCUUCUUCUGCAGACACUAGCACCAAUCAAUCAAAACCUCUCAGAAGAGUAAAACUUCAUCCGCAGACUGGAAGACCUGCUGUACGGGGAAGGCAGUUUACCCGACAAAGAGGAGUUCCUUUAGGAAGUAGAGGAGGAAUUAACAGAAGCAACUUUUAAGAGCACUCUCUCCCCUUAUUGUGAAUACACAGCUUUCGUUCCCAAUUUUAAGUGUUCGUAAAAUUAAACCAUUUUUGUAAAAGUGAAAUUAAAGAUUUAAUAAACAUU
Molecule: messenger RNA, 7188 nt
Organism: Bufo gargarizans (Asiatic toad)
Lineage: Eukaryota; Metazoa; Chordata; Amphibia; Anura; Bufonidae
Gene: TPR
Product: translocated promoter region, nuclear basket protein
Biological process (GO): protein import into nucleus; mRNA export from nucleus
Cellular component (GO): nuclear pore
Molecular function (GO): structural constituent of nuclear pore
Source: RefSeq, a predicted model, not a curated record